UAUCUCAAAAAUAUGCUAAUAAUCGGUACAAUUGGUCUACUAUUAUUGUCCUUCCAUUUAACCAACUACGGCGUCUUGCGGGUGACGUUUCCCUACCUAGAUCAGCACAUUUUAAUUGUGUUGUGCAAUCCCAAAUGAUUUCGUAUAGAAACAUAUUCCAUUUAGACAGCUGAUAGGAGCUGUGCAAUUAAUACACAAUUAUUACUUUUACUGUAAUGCCAGCAAAAAUAACAUUCACACACAAAUGAAGGAAAUACUCAGCAAAACAUGCAAACCGUUGCUUUCCAUUCAUAGUUUUGUUUAAUGAUAGCGGUAUUAUGUCUUUGUUGUCCGAGCGUUAUCAGACGCGCCUUACUGGUUGAGAGGAUGCUUUAUCAGUUGUCGUGGCAUAAGUUCCUCCCCCCCUCCAGUCCUUCAACGACUUUCACCUCCAGCGUGGAGCGCUCCUGCGAGCUAGUUCUUAUAGCGUACCUGCUGCCACACGAUGAUGAUGAUGAUGCGCGGAGGUUCACUUAGUUUCUUUCACCUUCUGUGUCUCUUUUUGGUUCAGACUGUUGCACCCAGCGAUUUGCCCAUAUGUAAAGAGUCGGACUACCACUUCGAGUACACAGAGUGCGACGUGCUGGGAUCUCGAUGGAGGGUGGCCGUCCCUAACAAGCAGGACACCUGCACGGGUCUCCCGGACCCCGUCAAGGGCACACAGUGCACGUUCUCCUGUAACGAGGGGGAGUACCUGGACAUGAGAAGCCAGACGUGCCAGAAGUGUUCCGCAGGAACCUACUCCCUAGGGACAGGUGUGGGCUUCGACGAGUGGGACGCCAUGCCGACUGGCUUUGUAUCGCACGGGAUAAACUUGAACAUAGCUGACAUGUACACCAACUGCUCAAACUCGACCUGGAUCCCCAGUGGUGACUACAUCGCCUCAAACAUAGACGAGUGCACCGCGACCUUGUCCUACUCUGUCAGCCUGAAGAAAGCAGGCACUGUGUCCUUUGAAUACUUCUACCCAGACAAGAACAUCUUCUUCGAGUUCUUUGUUCAAAAUGACCAGUGCCAGUCUACAGACUCUCAUGUUCGCUGGAUGAGGACCUCGGAGAAAGACUGGACUUCCUAUGAUCUGGAGCUGAAUCGUGGCAACAACGUGCUCUAUUGGAAGACCACGUCUUUUGCACUGGUGGGCAGCGCUGUCAAACCUGUACUCCUUCGAAACAUUGCCAUCUCAGGGGUGGCCUAUACGUCCGAGUGUUUCCAUUGCAAGGCUGGCACCUACAGCGCCAAGCCCGGCUCGGCCCACUGCACCCCCUGUCCAGCCGACUCCUACUCCAACAAGGGGGCGACGGUGUGCCAGCAGUGUGGACCGGACCUGUAUGCAGAGGCUGGGUCGGGAAGCUGCAAGCAGAGACCUGCAUGUACCACGAGUGACUACUUCUACACUCACACCCCGUGUGACUCCAACGGACAGACCCAGUUGAUGUACAAGUGGAUUGAGCCGAAGAUCUGUAGCGAGGCGGUUGGAGGGCUCAAUAGCUCGGAGGCGGCGGUGUCGUUGCCCUCCUCUGGCCAGUUGGAGACCUGUCCCCCCUGCAACCCCGGCUUCUUUUUCACCAACACCUCAGCCUGCGAACCAUGUCCCCACGGAACCUACUCCAACGGAACAGCCUGUGCAGAAUGCCCUGUCGGAACAGAACCAGUGGUGGGGUUUGAGUACAAGUGGUGGAACAAGAUGCCCGACAACAUGAGGAGCUUCGUCUACAGCCGGGAGUACAGCGACACAGACAGGAGCACCGGGUGGGAGGUGGCGGGAGAGUACAUUUACACCACCCCAGGGGAUCUGGACUCCGACUACAUGAUGCUGUCACUCACAGUGCCUGGAUACAGAUUACCUCAUUCCAUGGCUAAAGAUGAGGAGCGGAGUGAAGUGUCCCGGAUCUCUUUUGUCUUUGAGACCCAGUGCACUGCUGACUGUAAACUCUACUUCAUGAAGGGUUACAGCGAGAGAAACAAUGAAAUGGUGGAGCACUGGAGUGGUACGACCAGGAAACAGUCCUACUCCUAUUUGGUAAAGCACAACAGCACUGUCAGCUUUACCUGGGCUUUUCAACGCACAGAGGCCUACAGCCAGGUGAGGCAAUACAGCGCAGACUUCGCCAAGCUCUACUCCAUCCACAUCACUAAUGUGUUGGGGGGCGUGGCCUCUCAGUGCCGCCACUGUGCUCUGGGCUCUGGGUUGGCCUCGGAGUGCGUCUCCUGUCCUCCGGCCCACUACAUGGUGGAGGGGUCGGGCGUGUGUAAGAGCUGCCCUGCCAACACCUUCAUCAGGGCUGAUCAGACGGUAGGAGAGGCUGCCUGUGUCCCCUGUGGCCCCAACACCCACAGCAACAAGGCCCACUCAGCCUGUGUGAGUAGCUGUAGACUACAGGCCGGCGGAAGAGAAGGAGAAGUCCUUCGUUAUGACUUCACACCCCUGGCUAAUGUCACCAGCUUCCAGAGCAGCCCGCGCUUCUCCAGUAAAGGCCUACGAUACUUCCACCAGUUCAGGGUCGGCCUCUGUGGUGAAGAGGGCCGAGAGGUGGCGGUGUGCGUGGACAACGUGACCGAAACCAAGGAGGUCAGAGGUUACGCCUGCCAGUCCACUGUGGUGCCCUCUGAUGUCAGAGGUCAGACUGUGGUGUCGUCACAACCCUUCGUCAUCGGUGACACACUGAUCGGGGUUACCACUGAUGCCUUCCUGGAUGGUAUUGAGUCUCUUCAGAGCUCUUUUCCUGCCGAGUCAAACCUGCCUGAUGUUAUAUUCUACUACAGGUCCAGUGAAACCACACAGACAUGUAAAAAGGGAAGAGCAACCACCAUCAGACUAAGAUGUGAUCCGACAGUGACGGCCAAAGACCAGAUUACACUCCCAAGUAAAUGUUCAGAGGGGACGUGUGACGGCUGCUCUUUCCACUUCCUCUGGCGUUCUCAGCAUGCCUGUCCACUAUGCACAGAGAGCCACUACAGAGAGAUUGUCAGUGGUUGUACCCAAGGCAUACAGAGGACCACCUACGUGUGGCAGCAGCCCCUACAGUGCACCGGGGGUGUCGCCCUGCCUCCCCAGGCUGUCCGGGCCUGCGUGAGCCUGGACAUCUGGCUGAAAGUCGGCGUUUCCGCGGGGACUGUCGCCGCAGCCCUGCUCAUCGGCAUCAGCUGCUACUUCUGGAAGAGGACACGCAAACUGGAGUACAGGUAUUCCAAACUCAUGAUGACCGCCGGAGAUAAGGAGUGCGAGCUGCCCGCUGCUGACAGCUGUGCCAUCAUGGAGGGAGAAGACGCGGAGGACGAUCUCAUCUACCUCACCAAGAAGUCUUUCUUCACCAAGAUCAAGUCCUUCUCCCGAGAGAGAUCGUCAGAUGGGUUUGAUUCUGUUCCUCUGAAGUCAUCAUCAGGUUUGGAGAUGGAGAUGAGCUAGGGCAGGCGGGGGGACCCCGUAAAUACCAUUUUCCUCUUACAGAACCACAGGGGUGUUUACAACCCAGUUUUGGAACCACUGAGCUAGAAGAGUACCUGCCGACCUCCUCCAGCAUAAGAAUGGAGUAACACAUUUGGGUGUAUUUAUUAUUCAGUGAGAUAACAUGUUAAGAUUUUAUUCAAUGGAGUUGGCACAAUUCCCUGGACCCUGUUCCACCAGAAAAAUAGUAAUGUCUGUUCUACACAAUACAUUUGCAUGGGAACAUUCUGUAGUGUUGCUCGCUCCUGAAGGAUGGGAUUGUUGCUCCCCUGACUGCAACACCAAAGGACAAGAAGCAUCUAUACUAAACCAAACAGAAUGUCAUGAAUGGAACAUACGGAACGUGAUAGAUAUCUUCAUAGGUUCACCAACAGGCGAAUGGCGCAAAUAGUUUGUUCAGAAAAAUGUAUAAGAGGGAAUAUGUUUCUACUGCAAUGUUUUAAAUCUGUUUGGUCAUAUCAAAACAAAUACAUGUUUUGUUUCGUAGAAUAUAUUUCUCACCAAAUCGAGUUUGCUACUAUAUGGACCUAUAUGAUUGUAUGCCAGUAAUGUUUUUGCAGACAUGAAGUAACCUAAACCAGUGCCUAAUAUAAUAUUUUAUGGUGAUUUAUUUCCGAAAAUACUUUUCUUAUAUUUUCGCAAAACAUAUAGUUACAACAUGAGCUUGGAUCUCAAACCAUGCUUAUCGCUUUACAUUUAUUUUAGUGUAAAGUAACAUUAAUUUACAAUAGUAAUUAAUACAUUUAGUGUAUUAUCUAUGAAUUUUAUAAACUUUUUUCAAAUGUGUGAUACUGUUGCCAACCAUAUUUUAUGAAAUUGACCGUAUUUUAUUGUUUAUAUUCCACGCUUGUC
This is a messenger RNA of Esox lucius (northern pike), 4336 nucleotides long. RefSeq names its product endosome-lysosome associated apoptosis and autophagy regulator 1 (gene elapor1). The record is from RefSeq and is a predicted model, not a curated record. Bases 485 to 3445 code for a protein of 986 amino acids. Gene Ontology annotation, biological process: autophagosome assembly; positive regulation of vacuole organization. Gene Ontology annotation, cellular component: late endosome; lysosome; trans-Golgi network. Lineage: Eukaryota; Metazoa; Chordata; Actinopteri; Esociformes; Esocidae. The transcript has 22 exons.